AUGCCUGGACUCGUUCCCUCCUACACCGUCCCCCCGAGCAUGAUUCCUCCUACCAUCAGAACCCCCGUCACUGAGGAGGAGAAACAGAAGGAGUCGGAAAAGCAGGGCGGUCGCGUCAUCAGCCGCGUCCUCUACUUCCUCGCCGGUCUUGGAGGUCUGGUGUUCAUCGUCGCCUUUGAUCUCGUCAGCUCUCAGGACGAGCUCCACCGCACCCGCCUCAUUCUGCAGACCACCAGCCCUUCCCUUGUCGUCUACUUCCUCUGCCUCGUCAUCUAUGGUGCUUACCGGCCCGCCGACGGCAACUACAUCACCCGCGUCGCGACCAUCAACCAGACCGUCCCCGUCGCCUGCCUCAUGCUGGACCUCGCCUGGAUCUGGACCUUUAUGUUCAACGACGUGCGCUUCGUGCUGGCCACCACCUUCUUCCUCGUCGUGCCCUGGCUCGCCGCCGCCUUUGCCAGGCUGCUCGACGCCGAGACCGUCGCUCCCUGGCGCCCGACCACCGACCUGCGCAUCAAGAUUGGCGACGAGGUCAUGACGAUGAACCUUCCCGUCGAGACCGCCGGCAAGAUGCAAGAGGCGUUCCGCGUCAAGGCCGAGGCCGAUCGCCGCGCUGGAAUGGCUCGUCGCGCAAACACGUGCGCCAUCCAACCCACUCCUGCCCACUACAGCAGCGACAUGCGCUGGCCCUACAACAAUGAUAACUACUCCUACAACGGCUACAGCUGGUGA
Molecule: messenger RNA, 732 nt
Organism: Pyricularia oryzae 70-15
Lineage: Eukaryota; Fungi; Ascomycota; Sordariomycetes; Magnaporthales; Pyriculariaceae
Exons: 1
Coding region: 1-732 (243 amino acids)
Source: RefSeq, a predicted model, not a curated record